This is a messenger RNA of Bursaphelenchus okinawaensis, 255 nucleotides long. NCBI's taxonomy places the organism in Eukaryota, Metazoa, Nematoda, Chromadorea, Rhabditida, Aphelenchoididae. The record is from the annotation of a GenBank genome assembly.
AUGAUCAGCUACAUGUUUGAAGCCUUGUAUCACUGGAAGGAAGAGAGGUCGGCACGAAAAACAGAUGGAACAAAAUGCGAUUUUGAAGGUAGACCUGUUGGGAGUAAGACUACCGCGAUUGAUUUGUUUGCAAAGUUUGAUUCCGGCGAUGUCAGCCUCGAGAUUCAUCCGCUACUUGGAAUACCAUCGUUUGUCAACAAUGAAGCCAUCCGCGAAGUUAAUGACAAGGAAAGUGCCCGACCUGCCCCGCUCUGA